CGCCGGCGCGGUGGAGGGCGCUACGGGGACCCCAGAAACUUUUCCCGCCGUGGGCUUGGGAAGAUCGCAGCUCUUGGCUUUCCUGUUCUCCUUUCCGAGUUCAUCUGCACGGGAAGAUGUGUGGAUCUGAGCAUUCCUGGUGUCUGAGAGAAAGAUGAGAACCUACCAAGUGCUCCCCUUACUCCUGCUCUCGGUGAUUGCCUCGGUAGCCUCUGAGAACGCCAGCACAUCCCGGGGCUGUGGGCUGGACCUCCUCCCUCAGUACGUGUCCCUGUGCGACCUGGACGCCAUCUGGGGCAUCGUGGUGGAGGCGGUGGCCGGGGCGGGCGCCCUGAUCACGCUGCUCCUGAUGCUCAUCCUCCUGGUGAGGCUGCCCUUCAUCAAGGACGAGGAGAAGAGGAGGCCCGUGUGCCUCCACUUCCUCUUCCUGCUGGGGACCUUAGGCCUCUUUGGACUGACCUUCGCCUUCAUCAUCCGGAUGGACGAGACCAUCUGCUCCAUCCGCCGCUUCCUCUGGGGCGUCCUCUUCGCGCUCUGCUUCUCCUGCCUGCUGAGCCAGGCAUGGCGGGUGCGGAGGCUGGUGUGCCAGGGCACGAGCCCAGCGGGCUGGCAGCUGGUGGGCCUGGCGCUGUGCCUGAUGCUGGUGCAGGUGAUCAUUGCCACCGAGUGGCUGGUGCUGACAGUGCUGCGUGACAUGAAGCCAGCCUGUGCCUAUGAGCCCAUGGACUUUGUGAUGGCCCUCAUCUAUGUCAUGGUGCUGCUGGCCAUCACCCUGGCACAGGCCCUCUUCACGCUGUGCGGCAAGUUCAAGCGGUGGAAGGUGAAUGGAGCCUUCAUCCUUAUCACCACCUUCCUCUCUGUGCUCAUCUGGGUGGCCUGGAUGACGAUGUACCUCUUCGGCAAUGAUCUGAUACAGCAAGGGGACACCUGGAGUGACCCCACGCUGGCCAUCACGUUGGCGGCCAGUGGCUGGGUCUUUAUCAUCUUCCAUGCCAUCCCUGAGAUCCACUGCACCCUUCUCCCACCGCUGCAGGAGAGCCCACCUAACUACUUUGACACCUCGCAACCAAGGAUGCGGGAGACAGCCUUCGAGGAGGACGUGCACCUGCCGAGGGCCUACAUGGAAAAUAAGGCCUUCUCGAUGGAUGAGCACCAUGCAGCUCUACGGUCAGCCGCUGGCUUUUCCAAUGGCAGCUUGGGAAAGAGAUCAAGCGGCAGCUCGGGGAAGAAACCAUCCAGCAGCUUGGGAAACAGGCCCAGUGCUCCUUUCAGAAGCAACGUGUACCAGCCGACCGAGAUGGCCGUGGUGCUCAAUGGUGGGACUAUCCCAACUGCUCCGCCAACUCACACGGGAAGACACCUUUGGUGAAAGACUUUACGUUCCAGAGAUUAAGAAUCUCUCUUACUGAUUUCAUUCCCUGGCCAUGUCUUUCUUGAGGGAUAAAUCAGUAACCGUAGCUGAAACAGGCCGCUUCACAGCCAGGAGAUGGGGAAUCCCAAGCAAGGGGAUUUUAUGUAAAUCUGAAACCCAGAUGAACUGAAAAGCUAACAGUGAUGCUUUCCCAUCCCUCUCCAUACACACACAAACACACCAGGACACAACCACCCUGCACACUAAAGCAGAGCUAGUCACAACUAGUUUUUAGGGCUACUCAGAAGCGCGGCUGGGAAGACUUCCAUCCCAUAGGGGAAGAACACAACCAAUUUACAGUUGGCAGGCCAGGGUGACCCUCAGAGAUGACUGUCCUGAGGGUGACUCAUGAAACAUCCCUCUGGCUUGCCCAGUGGUUUGCUCAUUUCAAGGUAUUUGGGAAGUUGUGAAUAACUCCAAGUUGAGGCCCAAAUUAUAGCCAGUAGUAGUGCUGGAACCCCAAGCAUGUACCAAAGAGGACCCCUCUGGGCCUUGAAGUGACCAUCACAUUCAGAAAGUGGUGGUUAACCACUGAUCCUUCCAUGGGCCUCUUGUUCUAGCACCUACAGCAGGAAGCAAGCCCUGCCCCUCCUUUACAAGCAUAGAACUGGCCCUCCUCCCUUACAACAGCCACAAGCCCUUUCCUGAUUUCAUCCCCACGCUCCUUUCAAAACUUAAAUGGGGCUGCCAGCUUGUAGCCGCUGGGGAGGCAGGUGCCAUGGCAGCCUUCACAAGAUCAUGUCCCUUGGUGGGGCUCCCUGUGGGUGGCCUCAAGAUGGCAUCCUGCUGCACAGUGGGCAAGGUCUUUUCCAUUGAUGUGGAUAAAUUUCAGGGUGAAGUGAAUCCUGUGAGGGUUUCUUGCUCCUUUUGCAAGGUGUGCAAAGUGUUUUUAUCUUGCUUUUCUGCUGAUCCCAUGAAAAUGGCUGUCUUCAAAGCCUAUUGUUUCUGUCAUGGCUUCUGUCAUGGCUUCCAUCUGUCCUGAGCAAGUCAUCCCUUUGUUAGUUGGCAUUUCAAACAUCCCGGCCAUUUAAAAGCCCCAUGUUCUCUGCACUGUUUGGCCAGCUUAACUGCUAGCAACUGUUCAAAGAGUUUUAACCUGACGCAUGGAAUGUAUAAGUAAGGGUGGGGCCUUCUGUAUAGAGUCUAACUGCUACGUUGCUUUUUCUAUAAAACUACCCAUGAGCCUUUAACCUUUAAUGAAAAGCAAAAAAUAAAAAUUUUAAAAAAGGUUAGAAGCCAGUCAUAGUGGCACAUGCCUUCAGUCCCAGCACUCAGGAGGCUGAGGUAGAAGGAUCUCUGAGUUCAAGGCCAGCCUGAGACUACAUAGUGAAUUCUAGAUCAGCCUGGACUAGAGUGAGACCCUACCUCAGAGAAAUAAAAAAGAAAAGCAGAAAGGUUAGGGGUGGGAUGAGGUGGGGGAGGGGAAUGGCCCCAUCUUAAGCCAGUGCAUCUGAGCUGAGUCUGUUUUAAUAAAUCUGAUUUCUCUCGAGGUCCUAGUCUCUGCUAUGUCCCUGCCUCCCCUACCCUGUCCUUGUAGAACCCUGGGGAGUAAAGCCAGUCUUACCACCCCUGUGUGGACCAAAAGGCAUGGAAGUAAAAUGCCACCCUUCUCAACCUUACGCUCACACUGCCCCUGCCCAGAGCAUGUGCUUGAAGACCACCAUUGGUGGGCUGAGAACUUGGAGGCUUGG
This is a messenger RNA of Jaculus jaculus (lesser Egyptian jerboa), 3102 nucleotides long. RefSeq names its product G protein-coupled receptor class C group 5 member B (gene Gprc5b). The record is from RefSeq and is a predicted model, not a curated record. Gene Ontology annotation, biological process: G protein-coupled receptor signaling pathway. Bases 155 to 1369 code for a protein of 404 amino acids. Lineage: Eukaryota; Metazoa; Chordata; Mammalia; Rodentia; Dipodidae. Gene Ontology annotation, molecular function: G protein-coupled receptor activity; protein kinase activator activity; protein kinase binding. The transcript has 4 exons. Gene Ontology annotation, cellular component: extracellular exosome; signaling receptor complex; plasma membrane.